AUGAGCAGUCAUAUUAGACGAUUGCAGUAUCAAAGAAAACAGCAAACGCAAACGCAAUUCCAGGGGCUGAAUAUUUCACACGAUGGCUUUUUGUCUUUGGGUCGUACUCCGAAUUACGAAUCACCAAUUCCAUCCAUCGCCAACUCUCACCUUGAUGGCAUCAGUACCCGUGUUCGACCGACACCAGGUUCAGUUGUGUCUUUUGAUCAGCGAAGUUACAGUCGACCGGUGUUUGAAGGCAGCAUCAUAAGUUUUAACCCUUCCUCAACUGUUGCCAGUAGAUCACUACUAGGAAGGCCUUCGCUUUAUGCUAAAAGCAGCCUCUAUCGCUCAAGAAGUCUCGGUGCAUCUAAGGCCUCUUUGGCGACAAUUCACAGCGGAAGGUCAACAAUUCAGGCUGAGCAUCACGAUCGAAAGGUUCAGCUCCUCAUCAAUGCAGUAGAUUUUCGUCGGGCAAAGAAGCCUUACUUCUGGUCAGUCUUCUUCUUUACUCUCUUCCUUUUCACGCUGUUUUUGGGACUCCUAAUCAUCUGUCUUCGACACGUCUACAUGAAUCUUAUUCUCUCAGUCGAUAUUGGAGAAUCUAUUGGACCACUCCUUUGCGGACUCUCUUUUCUCUUCCUUGGAGCUGGAUUCAAAUUCCUUUACGAUGCUUACCAGACUGGAGCCAAGGAAAGGAUGAAGAUUAAAUAUGUUCCGGACAGUGCAUACACCGUUGCAGUCAAGGCCUCUGCUCCACCUGCAGUUGAUACAACGGAAGAACUGGUGAGUGGAAAGACAACCGAUAAGGCAUUGACACGGGCUCCAAUUGAAACAAGAACGGUGAAUGCUUCAGUCAUGCCAUUUUGA
Rodentolepis nana is the source of this 849-nucleotide messenger RNA. The record is from the annotation of a GenBank genome assembly. NCBI's taxonomy places the organism in Eukaryota, Metazoa, Platyhelminthes, Cestoda, Cyclophyllidea, Hymenolepididae.